Molecule: messenger RNA, 2082 nt
Organism: Otolemur garnettii (small-eared galago)
Lineage: Eukaryota; Metazoa; Chordata; Mammalia; Primates; Galagidae
Product: zinc finger protein 83-like
Biological process (GO): regulation of transcription by RNA polymerase II
Molecular function (GO): DNA-binding transcription factor activity, RNA polymerase II-specific; RNA polymerase II cis-regulatory region sequence-specific DNA binding
Source: RefSeq, a predicted model, not a curated record
AUGGCGUUUCUGCCCAGUGCCCCCACCCUCCCAGACUUACACUCCAGUUCAGAUCCUGCCCAUCCUCCCCGGCCCUCGUCCAGGCUCCGCCUCUUUCUUUGGGGACCCGCCCGCUACGGCCCGACCCACGCCUGGCUUCUCCUGCGGGCGCAGUUCCCGCAGAGCCGGAAGUGGAUGGAGGUGAUCUCACCUGUCCCUGCCGCGGGUGAGUUUUCCGUUGUAGUCAUAUUACCCGAGGAAGAAGCACAGGAGAGGAAAAGAGAGGAUUCAGGAAUGGCUCUUACUCAGAGGCCUUUGACAUUCAGGGAUGUGGCCAUAGAAUUCUCUCAGGAGGAGUGGCAGUGCCUGGACCCUGCUCAGAGGGCUUUGUACACGGACGUGAUGUUGGAGAACUACAGGAACCUGGUCUCCCUGGGCAUCUCUUCUGUAUGUGUGAUAAAUGAAUGGCCACCUAAAGAGAGCAGUAAUACAGGAGAAAUAUCCCCCACAGUGAUGUUGGAAAGGCACCAAAGCCAUGUCAUUGAAGACUUUUGCUUUAGGGAAAUCCAAAAGAAUAUACAUAACUUUGAGUGUCAGUGGAGAGACGAUGAAAGACAUUCCAGUGGGAUCUAUACAACCCAUCAGGAAAAUCUAACUAGUAAGAGAGAUCAGCAUGAUAGGCAGGAUUCAGGAAACAAGUUUAUUAAUAGUCAGCUAGGAUUGAACAUCCAGUCACAACCGGUAGAACUGCAGCUAUUGAAGGCUAAAGAGAAAAGUUAUGAAUGUAAUCAUAUGGAGAAGUCUGUCAACAAUGAUUCCUUAGUUUCCUCACCCCACAGGUCCUCUAUCAAACCCCACCUUUCUUAUAAUACUGAUCUUAUGGAUUCAUUAUUCACACAAAGAGAGAAAGCACACAUAGGGACAAAACAAUACAAAUGUAUUGAGUGGAACAAGGCCUUGAAUCAAGGCUUACAUUUCACUGUUCAUCAAAUAAUACAUGUGGAAGAAAAACAAUUUGAAUGUGAUAUAUGUGGUAAGGUCUUCAAUAAGAAAUCAAACCUUGGGAGUCAUCGGAGAAUCCAUGCUGGAGAGAAACCUUACAAGUGUAAUGAAUGUUGCAAGGUCUUCAAUAACAUUUCACAUCUUGUACAACAUCAGAGAAUCCACACUGGAGAAAAACCUUACAAAUGUAAUGAAUGUGGCAAGGUCUUCAAUCAGGUUUCACACCUUGCACGACAUCGGAGAAUUCACACUGGAGAGAAACCUUACAAAUGUACUGAAUGUGGAAAGGUAUUCCAUCAAAUUUCACAUCUUGCACGACACCGAACAAUUCACACUGGAGAGAAACCUUUCAAAUGUAAUGAAUGUGGCAAAAUGUUUAGUCGAAAUUCAUACCUUGUACAACAUCUGAUAAUCCAUACAGGAGAGAAACCACACAAAUGUAAUGAGUGCGGUAAGGUCUUUAAUCAUAUUUCACACCUUGCACAACAUCGGAGAAUUCACACUGGAGAGAAACCGUACAAAUGUAAUGAAUGUGACAAGGUCUUCAGUCAUAAGUCAUCCCUAGCAAAUCACUGGAGGAUUCAUACUGGAGAGAAACCUUUCAAAUGUAAUGAAUGUGGAAAGGUCUUCAGUCGCAAUUCAUACCUUGCUAGACAUCUAGUAAUUCAUACUGGAGAGAAACCUUAUAAAUGUAACGAAUGUGGCAAGCUGUUCAGUCAAAAUUCACACCUUGCAAAUCAUCGAAGAAUACAUACUGGAGAGAAACCUUAUAAGUGUAAUGAAUGUGGCAAAGUCUUUAGUCAAAAUUCGUAUCUCAUAUACCAUCGGAGGAUUCAUACUGGGGAGAAACCUUGUAAAUGUAAUGAAUGUGGAAAGGUUUUCAGUCUAAACUCAUCCUUAGCACACCAUCGGAGAGUUCAUACUGGAAAGAAACCUUGAAAAUAUAACAGGUGUGGCCAGACCUUUACUGUGCAUUCAAGCCUUGCUGACCAUGAUCUUCAUACCGGAAAGCCUUUCAAAUCUAAGGAAUGUGGCAGGGUUUUCAGUGACAAUUGAUACCUUGAACAUGAGGGGUUUCAUGCUGGAGAGACAUCUUAUUAA